UGUGACUGAGCAGGUGAUAAGUAACCAUUGCAGUAUCACCGUGUUUACUCCCGCAGCGCGACGGCUAAGAAACUCCCCGACUUCGGGAAUUAUUAUCCGACUGAGAGACGUCAUCUUCGGCGGAACUGUUUACACAACCUGCGGCAGAGGACAAUGUUUCUCCUGCAGUACGCCGGGCUCAGCGCUCUGCCCUUUGACCCGACGACCAGCAAUGACUCGAUGGAAAACACCGCUGGAAACUGCAAGAGGCAAAGAACCAGUCUGCCUCCAGACGGGAACUGUAACCUGACAAUGGCGUGUAACUCCGUGACAACGCCCACCUCCGACCACGGCGCCUGGGCAAACGCCAUGAGCAGCCUGGGGAUGCCUCCGCUGAGCAUGACUGGACAGCAGCUGGUUCCAGAUUUUGACCCCGGUCUCGGGCUGAUGACUGGCAUUACCCCCAUAAAUCCCAUGAUGCCCGGCCCGGGCCUGGCUCCCCGGCCCCUCCCCCAGGAUGCACCCGUUGUCAGGGAGAUCGUCCACUGCAAGAGCUGCACGCUGUUUCCUCCCAACCCCAACCUUUUACCUCCGGCUAUGAGGGAACGUCCUCCAGGGUGUAAGACGGUAUUCGCGGGCGGUCUGCCCGAGAACGCCACAGAGCAGCUCAUCGUGGAGGUCUUUGGACAAUGUGGGGAAAUUGCUGCCAUCAGAAAGAGCAAGAAAAACUUCUGCCACAUCCGAUUUGCUGAGGAGUUCAGUGUGGACAAGGCGCUCUUCCUCUCUGGUUACCACAUCCGUUUGGGCUCCAGCACAGACAAGAAAGACACCGGCCGCCUCCACGUGGACUUCGCCCAGGCCAGAGACGACCUCUAUGAGUGGGAGUGUCACCAGCGCAUGUUGGCCAGAGAGGAGAGGCACCGGCGCAAGAUGGAGGAGGAUCGCCUCCGGCCGCCCUCCCCUCCUCCUAUCGUCCACUACUCGGAGCACGAGUGCACCCAGCUGGGAGACAAGAUCAAAGAUGACAAUACGUUUCCUGAAGCGGUGCGCGUGCUCAUGACCUGGCUGGAACGAGGGGAAGUCAACCGAAGGAACGCUAACAACUUCUACUCCAUGAUCCAGUCCUCCAACGGCCACAUCCGCCGGCUGACCGGCGAGAAGAGUCAGCAUGAGAAGGAGGUGGAAGAGGCCAAAGACAAGUUCAGGACCGCGAUGGCCACCAUACUGGCUCAAUUUGAAGAGAUCGUGUCUGUAUUCAACGCUGCGUCCAAACAAAAGGCAUGGGACCAUUUCUCCAAAGCUCAGCGGAAGAACCUGGACAUGUGGCGCACGCAGGUUGAGAAGAUCCGAAAUAUGCACAACGAGCAGCUGAUGUGCAUCAGGGGAGAGGAGGAGAUGGAGAUGUCGGACGAUGACAUGGAGGACUCCUCCCCCUUCAACAGUAAAGAUUCUGAGGACUCAGGUGUUUCCCAAGCAGAAGCCCUAAAGGAGGAGAACGACUCGCUGCGCUGCCAGCUGGACGCCUACAGGAACGAGGUGGAGCUGCUCAAACAGGAGCAAGGCAAGAACCAACCAAUCAGCAGUGAGGAGGACAACACGCACUCACAGCAGCUCAGCUUCCUGCAGGAGGCUCUGCAAGGCAUGCAGAAGCAACUUCUGAGAAUGAGGGACGAGUUGAAGGAGCGAGAGGCCGAGCUUGAGAAGAACAUGGAAGACAAACAGCAGCUGAAGAACCAAAUCCACGACCUCACAUCAGGACUGCAGAACCUGCAGACUACAACCGCAGUACAGGAUGUAACAGCAUCAUCAGUGGUGUCCUGCAGUGAGGACAAAGAAGGUCUUCCAGAGAAGAAUCGUCCCAAUCCGAUACACACUGAGAGGGAUGCACUGCUAGUCGGGAUCAUUGCAACCUUCCUGCACGUUCACCCGUUUGGAGCCAGCAUCGAGUACAUCUGUUCCUACCUGCAGCGUCUGGACACCAAGAUCAACACCGGUGAGGUGGAGGCUCUUCUCUCUCGGCUGCCCUGCACCUUCAGACAGGAGCUGACCGGGGUCGGAGCCAGUCUGGAGAAACGCUGGAGCUUCUGCGGCUUCCAGGGCAUCAAGAGCACGUAGCUAUCGACGCCUCUGGGUGACAUGGAAGAGACGACACUGGGGGUCAGGCACUGGGGGUCAUGGAAGAGACGACACUGGGGGUCAGACACUGGGGGUCAUGGAAGACACGACACAGGUAGACGAGUCCGCACAGGUACACGGAGGACACUCCAGAAAUGUGGAGGAAGCCCACGGCUAACGGAGAUGCUGGGCUCCACCUGCAAAGUCAUGAGCACAAAAUUAUCCAGCGCGCAUCUCAGAUCAGGAGGGGUUGUUCUGUGUGGGUGGCAGAGAGAUAAAUAUUCAGUUUUUUUUGUGAUGGCAAAUUAAUUAGCGGCGUCUCCAUGGCGACCAAGAAGUGGAUGCAUCUCUAUGAUAGCCACGUCAUCUCUCACUCUCUCCUCUUGUUUUUUUGUUUACUCGUGGGAAGUAAAAGUCUCAAUCUCAGCGGAGUCACAGGAUUGGUCAGAUUCUUGUACUCAAGCUUACUGUUGGCUCAGCGCACUGGCAGACGUCUGGACUAAAGGGCUACACAGGAAGGUCGUCAGGGUCCACUUUCAACCUCAAAACUCUCUUGCCUCCUUUUUUUGUCACUU
Molecule: messenger RNA, 2669 nt
Organism: Cyclopterus lumpus (lumpfish)
Lineage: Eukaryota; Metazoa; Chordata; Actinopteri; Perciformes; Cyclopteridae
Product: ecto-NOX disulfide-thiol exchanger 2-like
Exons: 14
Coding region: 154-2094 (646 amino acids)
Biological process (GO): ultradian rhythm
Cellular component (GO): plasma membrane; external side of plasma membrane
Molecular function (GO): RNA binding; protein-disulfide reductase activity
Source: RefSeq, a predicted model, not a curated record